GGCCGGGGGGCGGGGAAGACGGCAGCCGCACGCCCAACCCGCGGCCCGGGAGGUGGUUGGGGAGUGAAUCUUCUGGAAGGCGACCUUAAAGGCGCCGGGCCGAGCGAAGGGCGUUGCAGUGCGGCUGUCGCCGGGGCCGGGAAGGGGCGCGUUGGUGGCAGGAGGCGGGCUGCGCGGCGGUCGUGGCGGAACUCGCUGGUGACCCUCGCAGGAUGAACCACAAGAGCAAGAAGCGGAUCCGCGAGGCCAAGCGGAGUGCACGCCCGGAGCUGAAGGACUCGCUGGACUGGACCCGGCACAAUUACUACGAGAGCUUCUCGCUGAGCCCGGCGGCCGUGGCGGAUAACGUGGAGAGGGCGGACGCCCUACAGCUCUCGGUGGAAGACUUUGUGGAGCGAUACGAAAGGCCUUACAAGCCCGUGGUUCUGCUGAACGCCCAGGAGGGCUGGUCCGCGCAGGAGAAAUGGACGCUGGAGCGCCUGAAGAGGAAGUACCGCAACCAGAAGUUCAAGUGCGGGGAGGACAAUGACGGCUACUCGGUGAAGAUGAAGAUGAAGUACUACAUCGAGUACAUGGAGAGCACGCGGGACGACAGCCCCCUGUACAUCUUCGACAGCAGCUACGGCGAACAUCCCAAAAGAAGGAAACUUCUGGAAGACUACAAGGUGCCCAAGUUCUUCACCGAUGACCUUUUCCAGUACGCAGGGGAGAAGCGCAGGCCCCCUUACAGGUGGUUUGUGAUGGGGCCCCCACGCUCCGGAACCGGAAUUCACAUCGACCCUCUGGGAACCAGCGCCUGGAAUGCCUUGGUGCAGGGCCACAAGCGCUGGUGCCUGUUCCCCACCAGCACGCCCCGGGAGCUCAUCAAGGUGACCCGCGACGAAGGAGGGAACCAGCAGGAUGAAGCUAUCACCUGGUUUAAGAUCAUCUACCCCCGGACACAGCUGCCAACCUGGCCACCCGAAUUCAAGCCCCUGGAAAUCUUGCAGAAGCCGGGAGAGACUGUCUUUGUGCCAGGAGGCUGGUGGCACGUUGUCCUCAAUCUUGACACCACCAUUGCCAUCACCCAGAAUUUUGCCAGCAGCACCAACUUCCCUGUUGUAUGGCACAAGACGGUAAGAGGGAGACCAAAGUUGUCCAGGAAAUGGUAUAGGAUCCUGAAGCAGGAGCACCCCGAGCUGGCGGUCCUGGCUGACUCGGUUGACCUUCAGGAAUCCACAGGGAUCGCCUCCGACAGCUCCAGCGACUCCUCCAGCUCCUCCAGCUCCAGCUCUUCGGACUCGGACUCGGAGGUGAGCCCCGCUCGCCGCCAGGCCUCCAGGGCAGGUCCCGCGGAAACCAGCCGUGACUCCCUCCGCCCAGGCAGGAGGGAGAAAGAUGGGGAGCUUUUCGCUUUCGGGAACCACCAUUGCUUCAUCCUGCCACGGAAGGGCUUUGCCCAGCUCACAGCUCUGUGUGCACCAGCCUCAGGUUAGAGGAGAGCUUGCCAGUCCAGUGAGGAAAGGCCAGGACCUCACGCUGGCAGACAGCGGGCCGGAAAUUCAGGCCCCAAGCAUUCCGACCUCAAGGUCCAGGUUCAGAUUUUCCCUCUGGGUGGUGCAUUGUGAGCCUAGGAACCCAGCAAAUUCAGUGACUUGCUAAAAGCUAACAUAGCAUUGGGUGAGAGGGUCCUGCACCCUUAGCAGAUGCGACUUCUGUCUGGUGGCUGCAUGCUGUGCUGAUUUCACCCUUUCUCGUGGCGGGAGGUGGUGUGUUUUAUGAAUGGCAAGUGCGGUGCUUACCUUCAUGCAUCAGGCUGUGUUGGUCGAGUGAAAUUCCAUGAUGCAACCUCCAGAUGAUGACUGACUGUUCUCAGGGUGGUGUCUCCUCCUGUUAGAGAACACGGGGGACACUGCCUCCUGCGGGGAGAAGGGGGUUCUCGGGGCACCGGAAACGUCUGAUGGUGCUCGGACUGCACUGUGGAGCAGUCGCAUGGCUGCUUUGCUUCUGGGGGACGUGGACCAUCCGAGUGCUGUCUCCUGGGGCCAGAGGUUCCGUCCGGUUGAAUUCGUUUUCUCUCCUCCGUGUCCAGUGUGAGUCGGGGUCUGAAGGAGACGGGACGAUGCACCGCAGGAAGAAGCGGAGGACCUGCAGCAUGAUGGGGAACGGGGACACCACCUCCCAGGACGACUGCGUGAGCAAGGAGCGCAGCUCCUCCAGGUGACCGGCCAGCUC
Myotis myotis is the source of this 2214-nucleotide messenger RNA. RefSeq names its product jumonji domain containing 6, arginine demethylase and lysine hydroxylase (gene JMJD6). The transcript has 5 exons. Gene Ontology annotation, biological process: phagocytosis. Bases 213 to 1475 code for a protein of 420 amino acids. The record is from RefSeq and is a predicted model, not a curated record. Gene Ontology annotation, molecular function: histone H4R3 demethylase activity; P-TEFb complex binding. Gene Ontology annotation, cellular component: nucleus; cytoplasm. Lineage: Eukaryota; Metazoa; Chordata; Mammalia; Chiroptera; Vespertilionidae.